Molecule: messenger RNA, 1169 nt
Organism: Hydra vulgaris (swiftwater hydra)
Lineage: Eukaryota; Metazoa; Cnidaria; Hydrozoa; Anthoathecata; Hydridae
Product: myophilin
Biological process (GO): actin filament organization
Cellular component (GO): actin cytoskeleton
Molecular function (GO): actin filament binding
Source: RefSeq, a predicted model, not a curated record
UAUAUAUUUUUUAUAUUACUGGUUAUAGUUUAUUUGCAAUUAUCCGAUUUUUUCUUUCUUUUCUUUCUUUUCAUAUUUGGAAAAUGCCAUUUCUGUUUUGGUAUUCAAAAAAAAUGAAAUUGUACUCUCCAAGGUUUUUAAGAAACUGAUCACGUCAAUAUUUGUAAGAAGAGUCAUGUUUAUUAUAAGCUACCUUACCUUUGAUUGCUAUCUAUGCUUUAUCUAGAAGCAAAUUUUGAAAAGUUUUCAUAGUCUUCUCAAAGAAAUGGCAAACAGACCUCUUGGUUACGGACUUACGGCUGAAAUUAAACGCAAAAAUGAAAAAAAGUAUAACUACGAAGACGAACAAGACGCGUUGUGUUGGAUGGAGGCUGUUAUUGAUGAAGGAGAAGUGUUUUUAGGUAUUGAAGGAAUGAAUAACACUGCCGCCAUCUUAAAAGAUGGGGUUUAUUUAUGUAAAGUUAUGCAAGCUUUAUCUCCUGAACUCAUUAAAAAAAUUAACUCUCCAAACACACCUUUUAAAUGCAUGGAGAACAUUCAGCUAUUUUUAAAUGCUUGUCGUGAGUAUGGACUUAAAAACGAGGAUUUAUUUCAAACUAGUGAUUUAUACGACAGUGUUAAUAUUAAGAAUGUUAUAGAUACAAUACAUGCUUUAGGAAGAAAAGCUCAAGAUCACGGGUACGAUGGGCCAAUAUUAGGGCCGAGGGAAUCUAAAAGAAACCCUAGAAGUUUUACAAACGAGCAACUAGACAAAGGUAAAAAAAUUAUUGGGUUACAAAUGGGUUCCAAUAAAGGAGCCAGCCAAUCUGGAAUGAAUUUUGGUAAAGUGCGUUCUAUUUUAGACUAAUAUUUCUGAAUCAAUCUUACUGUAAUAAUUAAAUAAGUUUUUUGGUGGCGUUGUUAAUUAUCUUUUUCUAUUAAUUGUUGUAUUUGUUUAUAUUUUUGUAAAUAAAAUUGUUUUUAAUAAUGAAAAACAGUGGUGUAGCUUGUAAUUUAACCCCCUCCACAUUCUUCAUAUAAUAAGCUUAAAGAUAUAAUUAAAAUGAAUAUAUGAUGAUUAUAACCAUACGACAAUACAUCAAUUACAUUUUUUCUUCCAUUCAUUUAUAUUUAUUUUUAAGUAAACCAUGUUUAUAUAUCAAAAUGUAAAAAUUGUAUAAUUAUUUUAU